AUUCACUUAAUUUUUUUUUUUACUUUCAAUAAACCAUAGAAACCAUAUACCAACAUGUUAUCAUUCGCCAGUCCUCCUUCUCCUACUCCUUUAUUUAAAGAUGUUAAUAAUAAAAGUAAACCUUUAAAUAUCCCAACACCUUAUGGCACUAUUCCCAAACGUAGCAAAAAGAAGCAUAAUUUGCCUAUCAAAAAAUGCUCACGUAAUAAUUCAUUAUCAGCUCCUUACCCUUGUUUUUCUGCUCUUGCGCCAACAUCCUCAUCAUUUUUCAUCUCUUUGUUCAAUACUAUCUUCACCAAACAAUCAAAACAAGGAGAAAAACCAGUGGGAUUUAUGCCACGUAGUACAAUAAGUGACAAAAUGCAAAUGUCCCAAUUAGUAGAUAUCGCCGUUAGUAGUAUUCCAAUUGAUUGUUAUGACGCUGGCAAUGGUACAGAACAGGAUAAUUGUAGCUCUUUGAGUACAAGUUCUUCAUCUUCUGAAAGUAGUUUGAGUAGUUUGUUCUCUCAUUAUAUGGAAGAUGAUAAUAUUACUACUAGUAAUAACAGUAGUAGUAUGAGUACGGAAGUAUUAUCAGACAUAUUAUGUGAUCAUUAUGUUCAAACCCAAAUGAAUCCGUCUUCAUCCGACUCUGUUAUAAUGGAUGUCCCUUUGGAAACGUUCCGAAUGUUUGAAGCUCCAAACAGUACAACAAACAACACAACAAAUAAUGCCACAAGUCUGUAUGAAAACUAUUGGAUUACACUCGACGAUGAACAAGCAGCAAAAGAAUGGAAGCUGAUUGAAACAAAGCACCCCAAUGAAUUAAAAGAAGAAAUAGUAGUGAAAAUCGUUGAAGAGAAACAAGUGACACAAGAAGAGGAUUUGAUUGCAUGUCAUGCCCGUGAUAUUCGAGCCAAUGCAGCUUACCUAAGAAUGAUUGUGGCCGAAGUAAACAUGAUGCGUUCACAAAAAAUCGUUGGUCCAUUACGUCCACGCAGAGUCCUUCCGAAAAGAUUAGAUAAAUUCAUGCACCGACCCAGUCCUUUACAAAUAACAGUCGCCUAAAAUCUCACCCUUACACAACCUCCUAAUUUAGUAUAUCUAAUCGUUAUCAUUGCCUCUUGAUUCGUCUAUCCCCUAUAUACCCUUUUGUACUUGCUUUUUCUAUCUGUUUUCCUUUAAACAUGUACUGUAGUCCCAAAAAAUAAAAAUAUUAAAUGGACACUUCUUAA
Mucor mucedo is the source of this 1214-nucleotide messenger RNA. RefSeq lists its product as uncharacterized. The record is from RefSeq and is a predicted model, not a curated record. The transcript is spliced from 2 exons. The coding region runs from base 55 to 1047 and encodes 330 amino acids. Lineage: Eukaryota; Fungi; Mucoromycota; Mucoromycetes; Mucorales; Mucoraceae.